Styela clava is the source of this 2190-nucleotide messenger RNA. The record is from RefSeq and is a predicted model, not a curated record. Lineage: Eukaryota; Metazoa; Chordata; Ascidiacea; Stolidobranchia; Styelidae.
AUGGGGGGAGAACCAUAUGCAGAUAGAAUAUUGAGAGAUAAAAUGUCAGAGUGUAAUAAGAACUACAACAGAAAUAUCGAUGGGAGAAUGUUCCACUUGAGGACGAAAAGAAAAAUCAUUUAUACUAUUCUAGCAUGUGUUCCAUUUGCCUUGUUACACUUUAUCAUCAAUAGCAAAUUUGCUGAUAAAGACAAAAAGUCCUUUUUCGUGAAAGAUACAAGCAAAGAAGAUUCGUACGAAGAUUUAAACAACGUCAAUCGCGAAGAAUUGUAUUAUAGGGUUAUGCGUGAAGCAGAAGUGGCAUUUCAGGCCCAAAACUUGAACUUGACAGUGAAAUCUUUUUAUAAUGAUAUUUUUCAAUUAAGCGACAGCAGAGUUAAAUUCUAUAGACGCAAAAACUAUGACGAAGUUGAAAAAUCAUUAGUAAACGAGAGCAGAGUUGAAGAUUCGUUCCUAAAAUAUUUCCCGAUGUCUCCAGAAGACGCAAUCCGUAGGUUUGGGAGUAAAUUACCAUACUGGGAGAAAUAUGAAAUUCUAAACUAUCCAAAAGUAUAUUACCUCGGAUUGAAUGCCAACAAAACUCAAUUGAAAGAAGACGGCAAAAACAAUUUUGGAUUUGAUUUUGAUACAUUGGUUGAAAACGAAUCUGAGGGAAAUUAUGACGUCAGUGGUCACUAUAAAAUGGUCCCUGGUGAUCAUAUCGGUUACAGAUAUGAAAUUAUCAAAUACGUUGAUACUGGCUAUUAUUGCGAUGUUGUUGUAGCAAGAGACUGGUCAAAUCCAAUUUUAAAAAAUGUUGCCAUUAAAAUCAUGCGUGUUAGAGGUCACAGCACCCUUAGACCUUUCUGGCAAGAAGUAGGUAUGCUGCAGUAUCUCAAUACCCAUGCUUCCAAUUUGGAUUAUUUUACACGCAUGUUGGCAACCUUCGAAUUUCGCAACCAUCCCUGUAUAGUUUUUGAAUUGCUGGGAGGAACUAUUGAUUUAAAAUAUUUGAAACACUCCGUGCGAAACACAACAUUGAUACGAAGAUAUGCAAGUGAUGCUUUGCACGGUUUGCGUAUUCUCAACAAAAUCGGCGUGUUGCACGGAGAUUUUAAACUGCAUAACCUGAUGUAUAUUCAUGGAAAAAAUAAUGAAAGCAAUGGACAAUUGAUAAAAAUAGGGGAUUUUGGAGGAAGCUGCGUUGUUGGUCAACCAAAAUGUGGAAUUCGGUAUUACUUUAUUACUCGAGCCUAUCGUGCUCCUGAAAUAAUUUUCAACCUUCAACACACAACUCAGAUUGACAUGUUCAGUUUUGGAGUUUGGCUGGCAGAACUGUUUUUGGGUCAGCCCCCAUUUUAUGGUGAAGAUAAUGAGGAAGAUCAUUUAGGAGCAAUGAUGGAAGUACUCGGGCUUCCUCCAAGUCAUAUGAUUGCAAAGUCACCUAGGAAGCAUAUAUACUGGGAUGCCUUUCGACACAAAAUUCACGAUAAAGGAACGUAUCGAAGGCCUUAUAGUAGACCAUUGUUGAAAGUUUUGGAAGGAAUGGACUUCGUGUUAAUUGACCUGAUUUGCAGAUGCCUCGAAUGGGACCCUAACCUACGCAUAACACCUGAAGAAGCACUUCGUCAUCCUUCUAUGACUGGAGUAGAGAAAGAUUUGGAAGAAUAUCCAAUAGUCAUCCAACGAUUUCUAGGGAAAAUUUAAUGUUGAAACUUGGUAAACGAAAUUCACAGCAGACGGAGGUGAAUCGCCGCUCAGUGCGCUGGGAUUCCAGAUUCAGAUAUUUAUUUUCGUCAUGCAAAAACAAUGUGCGAUAUGAAAAAUGAAUAAAUAAUAUAAUGUAACAAAAUGAUGAUCGGAUAUCGGCUUGUUGCAGUUGAGGCGGGGUCGCGAAAAGACUCAGAGCGUCAUCUAAUCAGCUGCUUUUUAAAAGUAUCGGUAAAGAGUUUUAGCCUAGUUUAUCACAGCUAUUUCCACACUAAUUUUUACAUGUUUUGUGUAUGAAAUAUAUAAUUUUGCAAUGAAUAAUAAUUGCUUCCACAUCGGACCAGUGGGGAUUGGCAGGACAAAGUUAGAUGGUGUGAUAGUUGCCAUACUAAGGACAGGUAAUUGAUUUCUGUUUAGAAUGUUCAAUUGGUCACAAGAAGCGACAUUUGAUUUAAUCAAUGCCGCUAAGAUGGUAAAGUUAGUGGAAAAAAGCGACAGUAC